Physella acuta is the source of this 1473-nucleotide messenger RNA. Its product is annotated as transient receptor potential cation channel subfamily M member 8-like. Gene Ontology annotation, molecular function: monoatomic cation channel activity. Gene Ontology annotation, biological process: metal ion transport; monoatomic cation transmembrane transport. Gene Ontology annotation, cellular component: plasma membrane. The record is from RefSeq and is a predicted model, not a curated record. Lineage: Eukaryota; Metazoa; Mollusca; Gastropoda; Physidae.
AUGUCACCCGUGUUAUGCACACGUUCUACUCCCCCACCCUCGCUGUUAGCAGAACAAGUGUUAUUUGUCUUUGGUCUUUUUGAAUGUGCGAUAUUAUUACGAGGAGACAAGUUUACACUUGAAAUAAUUAAACAUCUAUGUGAAAAAGAUAUAGCCAUUAUUUUAGUUAAGGGCUUUGGUGGAGAGGUAGACGAGCUCGUUAAAGAAUUAGAAUCUCUAGAGGAAACACCAAAGGAAGAGUCAGAUACCCCGGAAACAUGGCAAAGGACAAAGAUAAAUAGAGAUAUUUUAGAAACUUUGAAGAAACAUAAAAAAUACGAAAUACUCGAUUUCACAUCGGACAACCGGGAUUCUCUCAAAAAAAGUAUUCUUACUGCACUGCUUAUGACAAGUAAACACACUAAAAAUGUGAACCUACUGAAAUUGUGCAUUGAAUUCAAUCAGUAUGAGGUUUUCAAGAUUUAUGAUAGCAAUAUUAUUCCAAAUUUUAAUCUUGAGAAAGAACAGUGGUUGACACAAAUUCUACCGCAUGCUGUGACUUUAAAACGUCAACAAUUUAUUGAACAUUUCAUCAACAAUGGAAGUAAUUUUACACUUGUCUUUUCAUUGUCUGCACUGAAUAAACUCUAUACAGAUACACAGUGGAGUGCAAAUGAAAAAAUAAUGGAUUUGAAUGAAGUUUCACCACGUCUUAGAGAAUACUUAGGGGAAUUCUUCUCUUUCAAACGUUAUAAGAAAGAGGAUAUUAGUAACUAUAUAGCCAGACAAGACAAGGACGUCUAUCCAAGUAAACUUAAUAAAAAUGCACUACGGGAUUUGUUUGUAUGGUCACUUCUAGCAGAUGAAAUAGAACUUUCAAAGGUGUUUUGGAAAAACGUUGAUCAUCCCAUCAUAGCAGCACUAUUUGCCUUUGGCAUUUUUAGAGAAAAAACAAAACGAGAUCCAACGAAUAAUGUAAAGAAAUAUUCUGAUGCUAAGAAUUUCUACGAAAAGUGUGCCACUGAUCUGAUUGCCGAAUCAUAUAGUAAGGAUAAAGAGCUCACAUUUAAGAUUCUGCUACAAAAGAUACCUAAGUGGGGAAACACAAGUUGUAUUGAACUGGCCAUGGAAACAUAUAAUAAAACUUUUCUCUCGGAGAAGGCUUGUAUUAAGGUUCAGCAUAAAAUAUGGAAAAACAGUGUGAAUUUCAUUAAUCAAUUGCAUUUUCAAAAAACUAUAAACGAUGAUAACGUGGAAACCGAGAACGAUAAAAAUAGCAAGUGUCAAAGCUGCAGCAAGACGGUUUCACCUGAAGUUUUAUUUUACCUUGACUUGUUUGGAUUUCUGGCAUUUUUGGUAAUUUAUGCAUAUUGGCUUGUAAUCGAGCUUCAGCAGCAGUCUUUCCAUUGGCUGGAAUGGGCUGUGUGGGCCUGGAUAAUCACAUUUUGCCUUGAUGGAUUUCACAAAGUAAAGUUCAGAUUUUUACUAAACUAA